This is a messenger RNA of Anolis carolinensis (green anole), 3391 nucleotides long. It is a transcript of the gene pdzd4, whose product is annotated as PDZ domain containing 4. Gene Ontology annotation, molecular function: protein binding. The record is from RefSeq and is a predicted model, not a curated record. Bases 344 to 2473 code for a protein of 709 amino acids. The transcript is spliced from 8 exons. NCBI's taxonomy places the organism in Eukaryota, Metazoa, Chordata, Lepidosauria, Squamata, Anolidae.
UUCUGCCUCUGGCGAGCAAAGCAAAGCAAAGCCAGACCAGACGGCAAGAGAAGGGCGCAUUGCUCAGCAGCAGGGACAGCUCCCCGGUCCCUUUCUCCCCCUUUCCUGGGUGGGGGAUCCGCCAAAUCAAGGGGAGGCAUGCCCCCCGGGGGUUGAAUGGGGGGCGUCGCACGCCUGGCAGCGCCACCCUCCUCCUCCUCCUCCUCCUCCCUGCCCGGGGCGAUGCCAGGGAGGGGGGCCCGGGAGGGCAAGCCGUUGGGCCCCCCACCUGCCUGCCGGACCCCCAUGAGCUGAGCCUGCUUCUCCCCGUGGGUCCCGCCGCCCCCUCCCCCGGUCGGCCGCCAUGGGAUGUAACAUGUGUGUGGUGGAGAAACCCGAAGAACAAUAUCGGGUCAUGCUGCAGGUGAAUGGUCGAGAGCUGUCCCGUCUCUCACAGGAGCAGACCCUUGAAGCCCUGAGGUGCUCCAAGGAACCUCUGGUCAUCCAGGUGCUACGUCGCAGUCCACGCAGCCGGGGUGGGGGUGGUGAAGGACCCACCCCCCAAGGGGACCCCACCACUUUAGUGGACAGUGGAACACAGACAGAUAUCACCUUUGAGCAUCUACUGGGGAUAGGAAGGAUGCGGCCACCAAGCCCUCCGGCUGUAACAUUGGAGCCCUAUGGACUAUCAGAUCUCCCCACAAUUGGACAUGAAUAUUAUGACCCUGUGGAAUUCAUGGAAGGUGCUCCAGAGACUGAGCGGGCAGAAGAGCUGGAGUAUGAGGAGGUGGAAUUGUACAAAGCCAGUCACCGGGACAAGCUGGGCUUGAUGGUUUGUUACCGAACCGAUGAUGAGGACGAUGUAGGCAUCUACAUUGGAGAGGUUAAUCCCAACAGUAUUGCUGCCAAGGAUGGUCGGAUCAGGGAAGGAGAUCGUAUCAUCCAGAUCAAUGGCAUGGAAGUGCAGAAUCGAGAGGAAGCUGUAGCAAUUCUCACUCAGGAGGAGAGGACAAACAUAUCACUAUUGUUGGCUAGACCUGAGGCUGAGUUGUCCAAGCGCUGGAAGGACAGCGAUCGUGAAGAUUUCCUAGAUGACUUUGGUUCAGAUCAUGAAGCUGGAACAAAACCUCGACGGCUUCUUUCGCCACCAAGUCAGCAGAAUGAGCCUCCACAAGAAAAGCCUGCUGGGGAUCCGGCCACUCCACUAACCAACAGCCAGGAGCUGGAUAGUGGUGUUGGCCGUACUGAUGAAAGCACUCGCAAUGAGGAGAGCUCAGAGCAUGAUCUCCUGGGAGAUGAAGCACCCAGUGCUGCCAACACACCAGGGACCCUGCGCAAGUUUGGGCCUAACCUACAGCCUCGUGACUUCCAUUACAGCAUGGACUCACUGUUGGCUGGGGAGCCCCCGAGUGCCAUGGUGACAGACUUGAUGCCAGGGCUUACAGACGAAGAGUAUGAGCGCUACCGGGAACUGCUGGAACUGAAGUGCCAUCUGGAGAAUGGCAAUGACCCAGGCCUGGUGAGUGCACCACUGGAUGUUAACCGCAAUGAGGUGGCUCUGCUGGAGGAAGAGCUCCGUCAUCUGGAGUUCAAGUGCCGGAACAUCCUGCGGGCCCAGAAGAUGCAGCAGCUCCGGGAGCGCUGCAUGAAGGCUUGGCUGCUCGAGGAGGAAGGACUGUAUACCUUGGAGGGGGAACCUAAGAAACAUGAACUGUCCGACAUUACCGAGUUGCCUGAACGCUCUGACAAGGACAGCACCAGUGCCUACAACACUGGGGAGAGUUGCCGGAGCACCCCUUUGCUGGAGAGCCCCUUGCGUCGCUUGGCUGAGCCCCCCAACCUCAACAGGACAGUCCCUCCUUCUCCACCACAGCCCAAAUUCCGGCGGGAAGAGCGGGUACGUCGCAGUCCCAAAGCUGCUGGGGAAGGCAGCCCCUAUCUGAGCCGGAGGCAACGAGAAGAACCGCCAGCCCCCAUCAGCCCUAUGAGCCUAGCCAGCAUAUGCAAGGACUCUCUCGGGGGCAAAGCAGAACCUCGCAUGGAGUGGAAAGUGAAAGUGCGCAGUGAUGGCACACGCUACGUGGCCAAAAGACCAGUGAGAGACCGGCUGCUCAAAGCCAGGGCCAUGAAGAUUCGGGAAGAACGCAGCGGCAUGACCACAGAUGACGAUGCAGUCAGUGAGAUGAAAAUGGGACGCUACUGGAGCAAGGAGGAACGGAAGCAGCACUUGAUCCGGGCCCGGGAGCAACGAAAGCGUAGAGAGUUCAUGAUGCAAAGUCGGCUGGACUGUUUGAGGGAACGAGAAGGCAGCGAAGCCCGAGGGGUAUCUAGUGAAGUCAACAUCUUAGCCUUGAGUCAUCGGAAAACAAUGAAGAAACGGAGUCGCCGCAUCCUGGACAACUGGAUUACUAUUCAAGAGAUGCUGGCCCAUGGCACCCGUUCGGCUGAUGGACGCAGGGUUUACAACCCUUUACUGUCUGUCACCACUGUUUGAGUGCAUAGGAAGAAACAGAGGGAGCCACUGUGUUUUCUUUUCCUUUGUUUAUGGUGUGCUGGCAACUGAAAACCGAAACAGGCCAAACCAUUCCUCCAUGACCAGGAUGGUUGUUUUUUGAGAACACACCAGGAAAGCAUUACUACUACCACCCGAGUUCUGUAGGGCUCAGAAGGCCCACCUCUCUGAACCAAAAUGUUGAGUGGAGCAGAAAGCCCAGCAUCCAUUCCCGCCUUAAGAACCCGAAAAGGGGAGUGGAGAGAGGGCCCUUCACUCUCCCCCAGUCUCCAACCCUCAGGAGCUUGCUGUGGGGCAAGAUCGAUUCCUCCUGGCUUCACUCCUGCCAAUCAAAUUCUGAAGCACAAGGAACCAGCUGUGAUUUACAUAGUGUGCCGAGCACAAAGAAAGCAAAUGGAGUCCCAUCACGUAUAGGUCAACAAGACCAGCGAAGAUCUCCCCCAUCCCACCCACCCCAAGUUGAGACGUUGUGAAAUCCUUCUUUCCUUUUUCUUUCUCUCUCUUUUUCUCCUUUCUCUUUUGUGAUUGUGGCUCUCAAUUUCUUUUCAUUCCUCUAUUUGAAGCUGGAAGGCUGGGCCCUGGAGGCUCAUUCCACAAGUGACUGUUCCCUUCCUCCAUUUUGCACCAUCUGAUUGCUUCUACCCCCAUUCCAGGGAGGAACAUUAGCUUAGACCAGUGGUUCUCAAUCUGGAGUCCCCAGAUGACUUUGGCCUUCAACUCCCAGAAAUCCUGACAGCUGGUAAACUGGCUGGGAUUUCUGAGAGUUGUAUGCCAAAACACCUGGGAACCCACAGGUUGAGAACCUCUGGCUUAGACUAAGGAGCAGAUAGCUUGUGUUAAACCCUGUACCCCAAGGCUGAACUUGCAUUGUUAAAAUAAAAAAGAAGAUUGUUCUUUUUA